Molecule: messenger RNA, 2502 nt
Organism: Carassius gibelio (silver crucian carp)
Lineage: Eukaryota; Metazoa; Chordata; Actinopteri; Cypriniformes; Cyprinidae
Product: iroquois-class homeodomain protein irx-2-like
Exons: 5
Coding region: 318-1598 (426 amino acids)
Biological process (GO): neuron differentiation; cell development; regulation of transcription by RNA polymerase II
Cellular component (GO): nucleus
Molecular function (GO): RNA polymerase II cis-regulatory region sequence-specific DNA binding; DNA-binding transcription factor activity, RNA polymerase II-specific
Source: RefSeq, a predicted model, not a curated record
UGCAUUUCAGAGCGCGAGAGAGGGGCGGAGACGGAAUAUUUAGAUGAGCCGUGAUUGACAGCUCCUGUUUCUCCAAUGCUCUCAGAAACUCGCCUGCUCCUUCCAGCAACUCUUCACUCUCCACUCCCGAGCACUACAAACAAACGGACGCUAGGGGAUCUUCAUGACGGCUCUCUGCUGAUCGCUCGCUCCUCUUCUGCGCUUUUAUUUGUUUUCUUUUAUUAGUUUAUCCCUGCGCGCGCUGGUUAAAUGCGCUGAUUGCAUCGAUCAGCCCGGUCUCUGCCCUCCCGCGUUCCUGUUCUGGAGAAGCUGUAAUAAUGUCCUAUCCUCAGGGUUACCUCUACCAGCCCCCGGGCUCCCUGGCGCUCUACUCCUGUCCGCUGGCCGCCCCGAGGAGCGAGGAGCUGGCCCGGUCCUCGUCCGGUUCAGCGUUCAGCCCGUACCCCGGAUCUGCGGCGUUCACAGCCUCGGCCAACGCUUUCUCCAGCCCUCUGCCCUACUCCACAGAUCCAGCCACGGGAUUCCCGUCCUACAUGGGCUCUCCGUAUGACGCGCACACCACGGGAAUGGCAGGAGCCAUCAGUUAUCACCCGUACGGGAGUCCCGGUUACCCGUACCAGCUAAACGACCCCGCGUACCGGAAAAACGCCACGCGGGACGCGACGGCGACGCUAAAAGCGUGGCUCCAGGAACACAGGAAGAACCCUUAUCCCACCAAAGGAGAGAAGAUCAUGCUGGCCAUCAUCACCAAGAUGACCCUCACGCAGGUGUCCACCUGGUUCGCCAACGCCAGAAGAAGACUCAAGAAGGAGAACAAGAUGACAUGGGCACCACGGACUAAAAGUGAGGAUGAGGACGAGGACGACGGCGACGGGGAGAGAAAAGACGAGCGCACGGAUAAAAACACGGACAACAGUGAAGCGUCUGCUGAGGACGAAGGCAUCGGUUUGCACCUGACAGAUCGCUCGUGCUCGGUGGAAUCGGACGGGGAGAAGGUCGCGUGCAGGACCGGGGACCGGGUUUGUGAUUCUGGACUCGAUAUCAAGGACAAGUGUGACUCUGGUGAUCUGGACACGGGCCGCGAGGACAGGCAGAGAGGCCCUUCACCCAAACCGGUGACCUCCUCCCCUCUGACCGCGGUGGAGGCCCCUCUCUUGGCCCAUCAUCACCGAGAGAACAGCACCAACAAAACAUGUCUGGACGGUCAAAACCAGACCGUCAAACCUAAGCUGUGGUCAUUAGCCGAGAUCGCCACUUCAGACCCAAAGCAGCAGCAGAACUGUCCCCCGGGCGUUGGCCUUCUGCCCUCCCCGGCGUCCAGCGCGUCUCCAGCGGGCGCAGUGUACCCCGCCACCUCUAUAUUAGGAAGACCGCUUUAUUACACCUCGCCGUUUUACAGUAAUUACACAAACUAUGGCAACUUCAGCCCGCUGCAGGGCCAAGGGAUACUGCGCUAUAACUCAGCUGCUGAGGGACUCCUGCACAAACAGACCAGUCCGAACCAGACCGAGCAGCACUUCAGGGCCUCCAGCGCAGACUCCAAAAAAGACCCCAGCGAGGUGUUCACAGCUAGAGCCCAGUCAUACCUGUCGAGUUAAAGACGAGGAGGAGCUUCAAGUAGGUGUCACAAUUGCUUUGAACAAAGCGAACAAGCCAUCACCUCUCUCUCUCUCUCUCUCUCUCUCUCUCUCUCUCUCUCUCUCUCUCUCUCUCUCUCUCUCUCUCUCUCUCUCUCCUGGCCAAGCUGUUUGAAACUAACAUUUGCUCGUACGCGGAUCCUUUUGUGUGCCACUGUACACCCACGGACUACAGAGCACCUGCCUAUAGAACAAUAACACGUAGCUUACAAUUAUGGAAAAGAACAGAACAGAGAUUGUUUAGGCACUAUAGCCAGUGUGGUUUGGGUGAACUGUUGAUUGAUUGAUUGAUUGAUGAAGUACUUUAUCCCAACACAUGUGACUAUUCGAUGAGGAGACUAUUUCUCAGGAUCCCUACAGUAGCUUCAUUGCCGCCAGUCGUGCACGAGCGUGGGACACAGUCCAGAGCUGUCAGACUCUCAGUGCUAGCAGUCGUGCACGCGCGUGGGCCACUCUCAGUGCUGGAGGUGUGGAGUGUAAACGAGAACUCGGGACUGGUAUAAACUUGACUAAGAGUGGAAUACAUUUGAUAUUUAUUUUUGUAAUGCCUAUAAUUUAUGCAAGUUGUAUUGCAAUGGUGACUGAGCAUUGUUUUGUAAAUAAAUCAAGAUUGCUUUUUAUUUAAAAUGCCGAAGUUACACGAUGUUGUUAACAAGGAGACUUUUACUAAUUUAUAUCUCUGAUUGUAAAUAAAAUGCGCUAGUCUGCACUGGCACCAUGUGGAUUGGCUUUCUUUCAACAUUUAAAGCUAGUCUCAUUUUCUCAUAUCCUCAAAUAGAUUAUUAUUGCUAUCAUAAUGUAUAUGUGUCAGCGUAAUAGACACAUUCACAUCCGCUACACAGAUCAUAAAACUGCGUCAAAUUAC